CAUCCACACACGCUCUCUUCCUUCCAUCCUCCUCUCUCCAUACAUCCACAGCCCAACUUUCUCUACAAACUCAAAACGAUACCAAAACAAAAGAAUUUCUUUUUUUUUUUUAAAUAAAAAAAGAAAAGAAAACCCACUAACAGCCUUACUUCCACCCAAGUUUUGCCCGACCAGUCUAGUCCCAUCUCAUCUUUCACAUUAUUUUUGUACGUUUCUCUCUCUCUCUCUCUCUCUCUCUCUCUGAAUUCUCUCGAUCUGGCCUUCUACCUUCAAAUUUAAGCAUUAAAAGAUGUCAUUGGACUUGGUUUCUGAACGUGUUUGUUAUGUUCACUGCAACUUCUGCAACACCAUUUUAGCGGUUAAUGUUCCAAGCAACAAUUUGCUCAAUAUCGUGACGGUGAGAUGUGGGCAUUGUGCAAAUUUGCUGUCGGUGAACAUGGGAGCUUCACUUCAGACAUUUCCUCUUCAAGAUCCCCAGUCACAGAAAGUGAACUUAAACUCUGAAGAUUUCAACAAGGAUUGUGGGUCAUCUUCUAAAUGCAACAAGGUCACUGCUUUUGAAUCUGGAGAUCAAGAACCACCUAGAAUGCCUCCCAUCCGCCCCCCAGAGAAGAGACAACGUGUUCCUUCUGCAUAUAACAGGUUCAUUAAGGAGGAAAUUCAAAGGAUCAAGGCUAGUAAUCCUGACAUCAGCCACAGGGAAGCUUUUAGCACAGCAGCAAAAAAUUGGGCACAUUUUCCUCACAUUCACUUUGGACUGAAGCUGGACGGAAACAAGCAUGCAAAAUUAGAUCACCAGUCAUUUGCAGGAGAGGGUAGUAAAAAAUCUAAUGGAUUCUACGAGAUCAAUGGUACACUGUGAGUUAGAACUUACAGCAAUAAACUAGUUUUCUAUAUGUAUAAUAUAUAAUAAUAAUAUAAUAAUUAAAAUGAUAAUGCUGGUAAUAAUAAUUAUAAUAAAAAAAAAAUCCAAGAUAACAAUGAGGACUGAAACGAAUUGUCAAUCUCAUAUCCUCUAACCAAGUAGGAAAGCCCUUCUUGAAAUCCUUUUUAUUUUUCAUUUUUUCUAUUCAGUAAUGAUAUUAUAUAUUAAAAUUUUUGAGUGUGUGUUUUGCCCUUUUCUAACGUUAAAGAAGUGACUGCUAUUCUAGUGAUUAUUGCAUUUAUGCUUUAGAUUUUAUAUUCUAAGUUUAAGUAAAGAAGAUUCCGUCGAGUUAUGUGCA
This is a messenger RNA of Manihot esculenta (cassava), 1223 nucleotides long. RefSeq names its product putative axial regulator YABBY 2. The coding region runs from base 290 to 862 and encodes 190 amino acids. The transcript is spliced from 7 exons. The record is from RefSeq and is a predicted model, not a curated record. NCBI's taxonomy places the organism in Eukaryota, Viridiplantae, Streptophyta, Magnoliopsida, Malpighiales, Euphorbiaceae. Gene Ontology annotation, cellular component: nucleus. Gene Ontology annotation, biological process: cell fate commitment; multicellular organism development.